GUGUUUCCUGCGCCUUGUCCGUUAUUUCACAAGCUAUUUCUUGCUUGUUCUGAACUUCCAGGUCUUUAUCUUCUGCCAGAAGGCUCGCAGCUGGCUGCAGUCCCUCCUGGCCAGCACCAUGGCCAAGACCCUUGGUGACCAUCUGCUAAACACCCUGGAGGAGCUGCUGCCCUAUGACUUCGAGAAGUUCAAGUUCAAGCUGCAGAACACCAGCCUGGAGAAGGGCCACUCCCGGAUCCCCCGGGGUCAUCUGCAGAUGGCCAGGCCAGUUAAGCUGGCCAGCCUGCUGCUUGCCUACUAUGGGGAGAAGUAUGCUGUAAGGCUGACCCUGCAGAUCCUGAGGGCCACCAACCAGCGUCUACUAGCAGAGGAGCUUCGUAAGGCCACAGACCCAGAACAUUUAAUUGAAGAAAAUAGAAUUGGUGGUCCUGUCCAGUCUUCUGGAGAGAACAAGCCCAAGAGUGUGAAAGUACCAGAUGUCCUGGAAGGUGAUGGGAUGAGGCACAGUGGUGAUGGAUCAGAUGGCCUGCCACCCAGCCAGUCUGAAGUGGAGAAGGGGUCCCAGAAGAAGUCUCUGGUCAAAAGGAGGGAUCCAAGGGGUCCUGAGAGCCUGGACUCACAGACCAAGCCAUGGGCCAGGGGCACAGCACCACCCUAUAGAAGAAACCUGGUCACCACCCAGCCCCCAGGGGACAAGGAGAGCAGGGCAAGCGCCCAGCUCCGCAGGAAUGCCAGCUCUGCGGGAAGGCUGCAGGGACUCUGCACCAAUGUCCCGGGGAAGAGGGAUUGCAAGAAAGCUGAAGCGUAUCUGCCCUCAGGAAAGAAGCGACCCAAAAGCCUUGAAAUUACCACUUACUCAGGCCAAGGAGAACCCCCGACUCCAGAAGCUCUUCUGACUCCGGAGAAAACAACGAAUGGGAAUCCACACCUGGCCGCUACUACCAUGAGAACAGCCGUCCUGAAUGAAGGGCCUACUGGGGCUCUAGAAAAGGGCUCAGGGAAUCCAGAACUUUCCAUGGUCCCCAAUGAAGAAACAUUCAGGAACAUGCCUUCCAAAACAUCGUUGACUGGAGAGAAGAAACGCACUACAUCCUGGGAGGAAAAUGGAACUGGGAGUCCAGAGGCCCCUGCGAGCUUGGGGAAGAUGGCGGCCAGCACGUGCUGUGCGCCCUGCGAUCCAGAAGAGCCUUUGCCACUUUGUGAAAAACCAGCCCCAAACCCAGAAGACCCAGCAUCCUUAGGAUCGACAGCUUGUAAAGGAAGGUCACAGGACAAGGUUGCGUGUCCUCUUUGCCACUCCCAGGAAGGAGACCUGCAUGGUGGUACCUGUGUGCAAAGUUCCUGCAGCUGCUCCAUUGCUCCUGGGGAUCCCAAGGCCCCAGGCAGAUGCUCACCCAUAUGCUCCCAGUGCCAAGGUUCACUUGCAGGAAAGAGCUGUGGAGACCAGAGCCCCCAGUCCCUACCACAGUGCCCACGUCACAUGAAGCAGGUGCAGCUGCUCUUCUGUGAGGACCACAGGGAGCCCAUAUGUCUCAUCUGCAGGCUGAGUCAGGAGCAUCAAGGCCAUCGAGUGCGUCCCAUAGAGGAGGCUGCACUGGAGUAUAAAGAGCAAAUCCAGGAGCAGCUGGAGCGUCUGAGGGAGCUGAGGGGAUGUGUGGAGAAAUACAGACUACAGAGAGAUAAGAAGACAGAGAACUUCCUGAAACAAACAGAAACCCAGCAGCAGAGGAUUUCAUGCCAGUUUGAGAAGCUGUACCAAUUCCUGGAGCAGCAAGAGCAACUCUUUGUGACCUGGCUACAGGAGCUAGGCCAGACCAUUGGCAAGGUCCGAGAGACAUGUGACACCCGAAUUUUCCGAGACAUUGCCCUCCUGGAUGAACUUAUUGGAGAACUAGAGGCCAAGCAAGACCAGCCAGAGUGGAAGCUCAUGCAGGACAUUGGAGUCACGUUGCACAGGGCCAAGAUGGUGACUCUCUCUGAGCCACUGGUCACUCCUCCAGAUGUCAGAGAAAAGAUCCACCUGCUCUACCAGAAAUCAAAGUUUAUGGAGAAGAGUAUGCAGAACUUUUCAGAAACACUGCGCUCUGAAAUGGAAAUAUUUAGUGCUGUGGAUGAGGCAAAAUGGGGAGGGCGUUGGCCUAGCAUACCACAGGCCCAGGGUUUGAUUCCCAGCACUUACCUAAAAUGGGAUGGUGGAAACGCACAGGACUAUGAUAUAGUACUUUAUCCAGAAGUGGAAGCUGGAGGAUCAGAACCUCAGGAUUACCUUCAGCCUCAGCAAGCUCAAGGCACGCCUGAGCUACAUGAGACUCUUUCUCAGAACAACAAACGAAAACUUAGAUCUCUCCUGAAAUGGAAGCCUUCAUUUUUCCAGAACUGACUGGUGCUCAGGAACAUGCUGUUUCUGGAAUUCUGGUCUAGCAACUGCUUACCCCAACCUCAACUUCUCUGACAUGAAGAGUGUGAGAUUUGGAAACAAAACACACCUACUGCCUGACGGUCCGAAGAUUCUAAAGUUACAUCAUCACCCUGGAUACUCCUAGCCUUGACUCCAGCUGCCAUCACUGGGAGGUGGAGUUUGGGAGUGUGCAAAGUACUGGCAAGCAGAAAGUGAAAUUUAACUCUAUGGACCAGGGUGGUCUCAGACUCACAGAGAUCCACCUGCCUCUGCCUCCCAAGAGCUGGGAUUAAAAGGUGUGCACUACCACUGAACAGCUUAGUUCUCACUUUUACCUCUCUGGGUUUUGAAGGUGAUGCCUUUAAAGGCAGCACAUUUAGCUCUCCAUUGCAUGUAUUGUAUCUCCAACACUCUUCCUCCAUCUCGAGGCCCAAUCAUGGCCCAGAGACCCUUAUAUUCUAAUAAAUCUCAUACCUGAAGGGAAUUAUGUAUCAGCUUCCUUUUAGGCAGACUGCUGCUAUUCUUAUCAUUACAAAAUACUGUUUUGUAACUUGCCUUUUAAUUUAUUCUAUUUAUUGGUUGUAUUGUAUUGUACUACAUUAACAUAUAAUGAUUUAACCAUAGCUUUGAAGGUAGGCUGUACAUAUUUUACUGGGUAACAAUAUUAAUUUUGUGUGUGUGCAUGAACGCGUAUGGUGUGUGCCCGUCUGCAUGAUGGUGUACAUGUGUGUGUAAAUGUAUGUGGCAUAUGGAGAGCAGAGAUCAACCUCAGAUCAUUCCUCAGAUGCCAUCCUUUUUUUGAUUUUCUGCACAGGAUCUCUCGCUAGCCUGAAACUGGCUAAGCAGAAUAGGAUGGCUGCCUUGCAAGCCCCAGGGAAUCCCCUAUGUCUGUCUCCCCAGCAUUGGGAUUAUGUCUGGCUUUUUUUAAAACAACAACAACAACACACACGUACAUGUUUUCUACUGUUUACUCAUUCUGUUGCCAGUUUUCAUACUCUGUAUUUUAAGCCAUGGUUGAGUGAGUUGGCUGUUAGUGUUGGCACAUUUAAAAAGAAAAAGUUCAACAUCCUGCUGGAGGCUGUCCUUUCAUUCCUGGAGGUGUGGGGCUGUGACAGUCAGCCCUAACCUGAUGGCACUGUGUUUUUGCUUAACCAGAAAUGAACUGCUCUAUUCCCGUCAUUGGAGUGCUCGGAUCUGAGCAAUAAUUUACACAGGUCCCCUGUGAUGACUAACGAAACUUAAUAUGGAGCCAGGCAUCCCUUAUGGGCCCCUGACCUUUUGCUCUGGAAUGCCUGGGAGAUCCUAGUGGUUUUCAGAUGAGGUAAGAAUAGGGUAAUAGGCCAGGCGGUGGUGGCGCACACCUUUAAUCCCAGCACUCAGGAGGCAGAAACAGGCGGUCUCUGAGUU
Messenger RNA from Peromyscus leucopus (white-footed mouse), 3805 nucleotides. RefSeq names its product MEFV innate immuity regulator, pyrin (gene Mefv). Lineage: Eukaryota; Metazoa; Chordata; Mammalia; Rodentia; Cricetidae. The coding region runs from base 119 to 2380 and encodes 753 amino acids. The record is from RefSeq and is a predicted model, not a curated record. Gene Ontology annotation, molecular function: zinc ion binding. The transcript has 10 exons.